Austrofundulus limnaeus is the source of this 5524-nucleotide messenger RNA. RefSeq names its product SWI/SNF related BAF chromatin remodeling complex subunit ATPase 4a (gene smarca4a). Gene Ontology annotation, biological process: regulation of DNA-templated transcription. Gene Ontology annotation, molecular function: ATP binding; histone binding. Lineage: Eukaryota; Metazoa; Chordata; Actinopteri; Cyprinodontiformes; Rivulidae. The coding region runs from base 150 to 4985 and encodes 1611 amino acids. The transcript is spliced from 34 exons. Gene Ontology annotation, cellular component: nucleus. The record is from RefSeq and is a predicted model, not a curated record.
UGGGGUUGAAGGAAAAAAACCGGACUGGGUAGAUCGCUCUUUGUUUCUGGCUACAAGGAAAACCAAGACACUCUACGACCGGCGAAAACCCAAAUACCAUCCCUUCUGGGAACUUGUUGCUGCUACACGCUCAACGUUUCUCCUGAGAGAUGUCCACCCCUGACCCUCCGAUGGGAGGGACACCUCGGCCCGGUCCCUCUCCAGGCCCAGGUCCAUCUCCAGGAGGCAUGAUGGGCCCCAGCCCUGGUCCCUCACCAGGCUCGGCCCACAGCAUGAUGGGGCCCAGUCCAGGACCUCCAGGAUCUGGACACCCCCACCCUCCACAGGGACCCUCAGGAUAUCCUCAGGACAACAUGCAUCAAAUGCACAAACCCAUGGACUCCAUGCAUGAGAAGGGAAUGCCUGAUGACCCUCGCUAUGGACAGAUGAAAGGAAUGGGCAUGAGGCCAGGGGGACACAGUGGAAUGGGGCCCCCUCCAAGUCCAAUGGAUCAACACUCCCAAGGAUACCCGUCUCCUUUGGGAGGUUCAGAACACGCCCCCAGUCCAGUUCCAGCCAACGGUCCUCCCUCUGGCCCCGGCACAGGCCCUAUGGAGGUUAGUGGGGACCCAAAUCAGGGUAUUGGCCAACCAAACCGUGGUGGUCCUCAGGGUCCAGGUGGCCCACCAGUUCAAGGAGGUGGACCAGGUGGGGCUGGUGGACCCACGCCUUUUAACCAGAACCAGCUGCACCAACUCAGGGCCCAGAUUAUGGCCUAUAAGAUGCUGGCACGCAGUCAGCCUCUUCCAGAGCACCUGCAGAUGGCCGUUCAGGGGAAGAGGCCCAUGCCUAAUAUGCCACCAUCUGCAGGACCUGGAGCUGGCCCAACUACUGGACCUGGACCAGCUCAGGCCAAUUACAGCAGACCACAUGGUGUAGUAGGUCCCAAUAUGGUGCCCCCUGGACCUGCAGGAGGUCCUCCUGGUAUGCAAGGCCAGCAUGCCAAUGGGCCUCCCAAACCAUGGCCUGAAGGACCAAUGGUGAACGCUGCUGCCCCGUCCAACCCUCCUCAGAAGUUGGUUCCCCCUCAGCCCACCGGUAGACCCUCCCCUGCUCCCCCCUCUGUGCCCCCAGCCGCCUCCCCGGUAAUGCCCCCUCAGACGCAGUCCCCGGGGCAGCCCGCACAGCUCCCCACCAUGAUGCUGCACCAGAAGCAAAACCGCAUAACRCCUAUCCAAAAACCCCGCGGGCUGGACCCAGUGGAGAUCCUGCAGGAGCGAGAGUUCAGGCUGCAGGCUCGUAUCGUUCACCGCGUACAGGAGCUGGAAAACCUGCCAGGCUCAUUAGCUGUGGAUCUGCGCACCAAGGCCUCCAUCGAGCUCAAAGCUCUGAGGCUGCUCACCUUCCAGAGACAGCUGCGUCAGGAGGUGGUGGCUUGCAUGCGUCGGGAUACUGCUUUGGAAACCGCCCUGAACGCUAAAGCCUACAAACGCAGCAAACGCCAGUCUCUACGUGAGGCUCGCAUUACUGAGAAACUUGAAAAACAACAAAAGAUUGAACAAGAGCGCAAACGUCGACAGAAACACCAGGAAUACCUCAACAGCAUUCUGCAGCAUGCCAAGGACUUUAAGGAGUACCACCGUUCCAUCACAGCAAAGAUCCAGAAGGCCACCAAAGCUGUCGCCACCUAUCAUGCAAACACAGAGCGCGAGCAGAAGAAGGAGAACGAGCGCAUUGAAAAGGAGAGAAUGCGGAGGUUGAUGGCUGAAGAUGAGGAAGGUUAUCGUAAACUUAUCGACCAGAAGAAAGACAAGCGUCUGGCCUAUCUGCUGCAGCAGACAGAUGAAUAUGUGGCUAACCUCACAGAGUUGGUGCGUGCCCACAAAGCCGCUCAAGCUCUCAAGGAGAAGAAGAAGAAGAAAAAGAAGAAGCCAGAGACUGCAGAGGGUGGGGCUCCUGCUAUUGGACCUGAUGGAGAGCCUUUAGAUGAGACCAGCCAGAUGAGUGACCUUCCUGUUAAAGUCAUCCAUGUGGACAGUGGAAAGAUCCUGACAGGUGUCGAUGCACCUAAAGCUGGCCAGCUGGAGACGUGGCUUGAAAUGAACCCGGGGUAUGAGGUAGCACCUCGUUCAGAUAGUGAAGACAGUGGUUCAGAUGAAGAGGAGGAUGACGUGGAGGAGGAAGGAGAGGAUCAGCCUCAUCAUGCUUCAUCUGACGAGAAGAAAAAGAUUCCAGACCCUGACAGCGAAGACGUCUCAGAAGUGGAUGUUCAACACAUCAUCGAACACGCCAAACAGGAUGUAGACGAUGAGUACGGCAGUGCGAGUUUCAACCGAGGCCUGCAGUCCUACUACGCUGUGGCUCAUGCUGUUACUGAAAAAGUGGACAAACAGUCAUCACUCUUGGUCAACGGACAACUCAAGCAAUAUCAGAUUAAAGGUCUGGAGUGGCUGGUGUCACUUUACAACAACAACUUAAACGGAAUCCUGGCUGAUGAGAUGGGUCUGGGAAAAACCAUCCAGACCAUCGCCCUCAUCACUUACCUCAUGGAGUUAAAGCGCAUCAACGGGCCCUUCCUCAUCAUCGUACCUCUGUCGACUUUAUCAAACUGGGUGUAUGAGUUUGAUAAAUGGGCACCGUCUGUUGUGAAGGUCUCCUACAAGGGAUCUCCAGCCGCUCGUCGUUCAUUUCUUCCAAUUUUACGAAGCGGCAAGUUCAACGUGCUGCUCACCACGUACGAGUACAUUAUUAAAGAUAAACAAGUGUUGGCAAAGAUUCGUUGGAAGUACAUGAUCGUGGACGAGGGUCACCGUAUGAAGAACCACCACUGUAAGCUGACUCAGGUCUUAAACACGCACUACUUGGCCCCCCGGCGCUUGCUGCUCACAGGAACCCCCCUGCAGAACAAGCUGCCGGAGCUCUGGGCGCUGCUCAACUUCCUCCUGCCCACCAUCUUCAAGAGCUGCAGCACCUUCGAGCAGUGGUUCAACGCUCCCUUCGCCAUGACCGGAGAAAAGGUUGACCUGAAUGAAGAAGAGACCAUUCUGAUCAUUCGACGUUUACACAAAGUGCUUCGACCAUUUUUGCUGCGCAGACUCAAGAAGGAAGUGGAAGCCCAGCUGCCGGAGAAGGUGGAGUAUGUGAUCAAGUGCGACAUGUCGGCCCUGCAGAGGGUUCUGUACCGGCACAUGCAGGCUAAAGGAGUCCUGCUAACAGAUGGAUCAGAAAAAGACAAAAAGGGUAAAGGAGGCACAAAGACCCUGAUGAACACCAUCAUGCAGCUGAGGAAGAUCUGCAACCACCCCUACAUGUUCCAGCACAUCGAAGAGUCCUUUUCUGAGCAUCUUGGUUAUUCUGGAGGAAUUGUGACUGGCCCAGACCUGUUUCGCGCUUCUGGAAAGUUUGAGCUGCUGGAUCGGAUCCUGCCCAAGCUGAGAGCCACCAAACACAAAGUGCUGCUUUUCUGUCAGAUGACCACCCUCAUGACCAUCAUGGAGGACUACUUUGCUUACCGCAACUUCAAGUACCUACGUCUGGACGGAACCACCAAAGCUGAGGAUCGUGGCAUGCUUCUGAAGACGUUCAAUGACCCRGCCUCUGAGUACUUUGUGUUCCUGCUCAGCACCAGGGCAGGAGGUCUGGGCCUGAACCUGCAGUCUGCUGAUACCGUCAUCAUCUUUGACAGUGACUGGAACCCUCACCAGGACCUGCAGGCUCAGGACAGAGCCCACCGAAUCGGUCAGCAGAACGAGGUGCGGGUGCUCCGCCUCUGCACCGUCAACAGCGUGGAGGAGAAGAUCCUGGCAGCGGCCAAGUACAAACUGAACGUGGACCAGAAGGUCAUCCAGGCGGGCAUGUUCGACCAAAAGUCCUCAGGCUACGAGCGCCGGGCCUUCUUACAGGCCAUUCUGGAGCAUGAGGAGCAGGACGAGGAGGAAGAUGAGGUGCCUGAUGAUGAGACUGUCAAUCAGAUGAUUGCCAGAAGUGAAGAUGAAUUUGAACUGUUCAUGCGUAUGGACCUCGACAGACGCCGUGAGGAAGCCCGCAACCCUAAGAGGAAACCUCGCCUGAUGGAAGAAGACGAUAUGCCGAGCUGGAUUUUAAAAGACGACGCCGAAGUUGAGAGGCUAACCUGCGAGGAGGAGGAGGAGAAGAUGUUCGGCCGGGGGUCCCGUCAGAGGAAAGAGGUGGACUACAGCGACUCGCUGACAGAGAAGCAGUGGCUCAAGGCCAUAGAAGAAGGCAAUCUGGAGGACAUCGAGGAGGAAGUUCGCCACAAAAAGACCACCAGAAAACGAAAGCGAGACCGCGACCUUGACGGCGGCCCCAUAACGCCCAGCUCCAGCAGCAACCGCGGACGAGACAAAGACGACGACGGGAAGAAAGCAAAGAAACGUGGUCGUCCGCCUGCUGAGAAGCUCUCUCCCAACCCCCCAUCCCUCACCAAGAAGAUGAAGAAGAUUGUAGAUGCUGUCGUCAAAUACAAGGAUGGGAACGGUCGACAGCUGAGCGAGGUCUUCAUCCAGCUGCCGUCUCGUAAGGAGCUGCCAGAGUACUACGAGCUGAUCCGCAAACCAGUGGACUUCAGGAAGAUCAAGGAGAGAAUCCGCAGCCACAAAUACCGCAGCCUGAAUGACCUGGAGAAGGAUGUGAUGUUGCUCUGUCAGAACGCCCAGACUUUUAAUUUGGAGGGCUCUCUGAUCUACGAGGACUCCAUCGUGCUCCAGUCCGUUUUCACCAGCGUGAGGCAGAAGAUCGAAAAGGACGACGAAAGCGAGGGAGAGGAGAGCGAGGAAGAGGAGGAGGAGGUCGACGAAGGCUCAGAGUCUGAACCUCGUUCGGUGAAGGUGAAGAUCAAAUUGAGCCGGAAGGAGAAGGGCGAGCGAGGGGGCAAAGGUCAGAGGCGGCGAGGCCGCGGCUCCCGGGCCAAACCUGUGGUCAGUGACGACGACAGCGAGGAUGAACAGGAGGAGGACCGUUCAGCCAGCGGCAGUGAGGAGGACUGAAGUGGACCAGCUGGACUUCACUUCAUAUAAUUAGAUACAGCAGGGAGAGAGACCGGGCGAGGGCCUAGUUUCACCUAGAUGAGCUGAUUUUUAGUGAGACGGUUGUCUUGUCAUUAAAAUAGGCCUUUAAUUAAAAAAAUAAUAAUGAAAGCAAUGCUUCAUUUUUUCAUAUUUAAAUGAAUUCUCAUAAAUAAUGUCUUUUUGCUUUCUCUUCUAAGUGGACCAUUGACAGAGUCUAAAUUAAAUUGGACUGAUYGCGGACCAUCAAAACAGUUUUUCUUUCUUUUGUUUUCCUUCUUUUUUUUCUGCUUUUAUACUUUGAGACCAGCAUUCCUCUGAAUCCCUUCUGAAUGCAUGUCAUUGUGUCUUUAUGAUUAUCUGUUUUAAUUUAAUGACUACAAAUGGAAUCAUGGUACAUCCCACCCUGCAGCCCCUCCCCCUCAGGUCAUAUAUGUAAAAGGGGAGGGAGGGAUGAGACCUUUUUUCUCGUGUCAGUGUCACUGGAUUCCAUACAACACAAUAAAACAUCUCAUGAUUCA